This is a messenger RNA of Coregonus sp. 'balchen', 6088 nucleotides long. Lineage: Eukaryota; Metazoa; Chordata; Actinopteri; Salmoniformes; Salmonidae. The record is from the annotation of a GenBank genome assembly.
ACGUACCUGAUAGAGAUAUCCUGCUGUCUCCCUUCAGUGCUACGGCUGAACCCUGAGGAGCUGAAGGCUCUAUUUGAGUUUGAGGAGCAGUGUGUGGAGGAGUAUUUCAGAGAGAAGGAGGACGAGCACCAUUCAUCCAGCGACCAGAGGAUCAAGGUCACAUCAGAACGGUAAGACAAUCCCACCCAAUCACAAUGCUCACUGCAAAACACUUCCACCCAAUUACAACGUCUGCUGAAGAUGGCACAGAUGGUUCAUUAAAUUAAAAUGACCAUGACCAAAAGUGUUGUCGAAUCUGGUAUUUUAUAAGUGUGAAGUAUCAGUUCCUGAAGCUACUGAUGUUGUUGUUCUAGGAGCUUGUCUAAUAUGAACCUUCUGUCUCUCCUUCCUCCCCCCAGGGUGGAGAACAUGUCCAUGCGUCUGGAGGAGGUGAAUGAGAGGGAGAACACCAUGAAGGCGUCCCUGCAGACGGUGGACCUUCGCCUGGCUCAGCUGGAAGACAUCCACAGCCGCAUGGUGAACGCCCUAGAGAAGCUGGCUGGGGUCGACCAGUCAGAGCUGAAACGCUCCCACUCCACACACUCGUCCCACUGCGACCCGUCCUCCCUGCUCCGAGCCAGCUCCAUCAACAGCGUUGACGGCUACAGCAUGUACCGCUUCCAGAUGGACGUGGACGAGCAGUCUCAGAGGGAGACGGAGAGAAAAGCUCCGCUUGGCCCUGAGAGGCAGGGCAGCGUACAGUCUUGUUUAGGGUCUGAAAGAAAGGGCGGUGUAAGCAGCACAUCCAACCUGUCUGUAGGUCCGGAGCGACAGGGCAGUCUACAGAAAGCAUCUAGCGCAUCUACCCUGACUGUAGGCCGGGAGCGACAUGGCAACCUACAAGCCAGGGCCGCCAAGGACUACGGCCUGCCGUUAGACAUGGACAGAGCAGACAGGACACGGCCCAGCUCCUGUGUGGACAUCCUGAUCUCCCCAUGUGAACAAAGGGCUGAAGGGGAGACAGGUGGAGGCGAGACUGUGACUGACAUACCUAAAGACAAAGUACCAGACCCUACAGAUCCACUGGAUGCUGCAUUAGCUAAAGCAGGUCUACCAAGAGAGAAGACCAAACUGGAGAAGUCUAAAUCUGUUAAAUGCUAUCCCAGCGACCUUGUAGAUAACUGCACUACCUCUAGGGCCAGGGCUAAGAGCACUAUUCUCUACGACCAAGCUGCUGCCAAUUGCGAGGCCCUCUGGGUUGCAGACUUCAAUCCUAAACAGGAAGCCCCAGACACUAGAGAUCUGCUGGAUACUGCAUUAGCUAAAGAUGGUCUCCCAAGAGAGAAGCCCAAGCUGGUGGCUACCAUGUCCUCCCCAUUGGAGAAGUUAAUCCAUGCUAUACCAUGCUACCACACCAAAUCUCUGGUUAUCCCUCGAUCCGCUAGGACCAGGGCUAAAAGCACCAUCUCACCAACAACAGCAGAGGAUGACAGCAAGGCCCUCCGGACUGCAGACUACAGAUCUGUGAUGGACCAGGUGGCCAAUGCUCCAGGCCAGUUGGCAGCCUGCUGGGAGUACAAGGUCCACCACAGCCACAUCGGACAACAGCCUCGUGGCCAGCUGCUACCUGACACGGAGAGUGUCUCUGAACCUGGGUCUGAACAACAGGAGUCUGACAUGGUUCCUCUGAUUCCACCAGCCGAAGAGACUGAACUGCUUAAACCACCUUCUGACAUGGUUCCACAAGAGGCUUUGCUGGUUAUACCAGAGGCUUUGCUAGUUCCUCCAGACAUGAAGUUGUCCCCAACCCCUCCUCUGACUGAGUUGGAUCCUCAGAAGACUGAGAAAGUUCCACGAGUUCUUCCACUGUGUCCUCCAACUAUAGAAACAUACCUGGUUCUUCCAACCAUAGAAACACACCUGUUACCUCCAACCAUAGAGACUGAACUAGUUCCUCCAGCUAUAGAGACUGAACUAGUUGUUCUAGCUAUAGAGACUGAACUAGUUACUCCAGCUAUAGAGACUGAACUAGUUGUUCCAGCUAUAGAGACUGAACUAGUUCCUCCAGCUAUAGAGACUGAACUAGUUAUUCCAGGUAUAGAGACUGAACUAGUUGUUCCAGCUAUAGAUACUGAACUAGUUCCUCCAGCUAUAGAGACUGAACUAGUUCCUCCAGCUAUAGAGACUGAACUAGUUCCUCCAGCUAUAGAGACUGAACUAGUUCCUCCAGCUAUGAGACUAGAGACUAUAGAACUACUUAUCCAGCAUAGAGACUGAACUACUUAUUCAGCAGACCAUGACUGAAACUAGUUCAUUAAGAUGAACUAGUUUUCCAGUAUAGAGACUUAACUACUGUAUUCCCAACCAUCAGCAUGAACUGAACUAGUUUCCCAGAGCUAUCCAAAGACUGAACUACCUAUUUUAAACAGUUAUUUAAACAGUAGAGACUUACUAGUUUCAACAUCACAUUGAACUAGUUAUCAGCUAUAGACUGAAUCUUUUAAACAGCCUGAACUAGUAUUAUCCAUAAGCCAACCCACAGAGAAAUGAAUUAGUUAUUAAACAAUGGGAGAAGAACUAGUUAUUCCAAAAUAUAGAGACUGAAAUAGUAAUCCAACAAGAGUGACUGAAAAAGUUCCUCCACCCAUACAAACUGAACUAGGUUUAAUCCAACCAUACACACUAAACUAGUUAUUCCAGCUAUAGAGACUGAACUAGUUAUUCCAACCAUAGAGACCUAACUAAUUAAUCCAUCUGUAGUGACUAAAGUAUUAUUUCAACAAUAGACACUGAACUAGUUAUUCCAGCUAUUGAUAUGUAACUAGUUAUACCACCCAUAGAGACCGAACUAGUUUUUCCAACCAUAGAGACUGAACUACUUAUUCCAAACAUAGGGUGGCACACAAUUGGCCCAGCGUCGUCCAGGUUUGGCCGGUGUAGGCCGGCAUUGGAAAUAAUAAUUUGUUCUUAACUGACUUGCCUAGUUAAAUAAAGGUAAAAUAAAAAUAAAAUAAAAAAAUAGACUGAACUACUUCCUGCAACCAAAGAGACUGAGCUAGUUAUACCUACUAUAGAGACUGAGCUAGUUAUUCCAACUAUAGAGACUGAGCUAGUUAUUCCAACUAUAGAGACUGAGCUAGUUAUUCCAACUAUAGAGACGGAACUAGUUAUUCCAACUAUAGAGACUGAGCUAGUUAUUCCAACUAUAGAGACUGAGCUAGUUAUUCCAACUAUAGAGACUGAGCUAGUUAUUCCAACUAUAGAGACGGAACUUAUUCCUCCAAUCAUACAGACUGAACUGAUUAUUCCAACCAUAGAGAUUUAACUAAUUAUUCCAGACAUAGAGACUGAGAUAGUUAUUCCAGCUAUACAGACUGAACUAGUUAUUCCAAGUAUAGAGACUGAACUAUUAUUCCAACCGUAGAGACUGAAACAUUUAUUCCAACCAUAGAGACUGAACUAGUUAUUCCAACAAUAUACACUGAACUAGUUCCUUAAACAACAGAGACUGAAGUAGUUAUUACAACCAUAGAGACUGAACUUAUUUUUCAAGCUAUAGUGACUGAACUACUUAUUCCAUCCAUAGCAAUUGAACUAGUUAUUCCAAACAGAGACUGAACUAGUUAUUCCAACAAUAGACAAAUAAUUAGUUCAUCCUACAAUAGAGACUGAACAAGUCAUUCACAGCAAAGAAACUGAAUUAGUUAUUCCAGCUUUAGACUGAACUAAAUAUUCCAGCCAUAGAGUCUGAGCUAGUUAUUCCAUUAUACAGACUAAACUACUUAUUUUAUCCAUGGAGACUUAACUAGUUAUUCCAGCUAUAUAGACUGAACUACAUAUUCCAACAAUAGAGCCUGAUUUAGUUAUUCCAAACUUAUACUGAACUAUUUCUUCCAACCAUAUAGACUGAACUAUUUCUUCCAACCAUAUAGACUGAACUAUUUCUUCCAACCAUAUAGACUGAACUAUUUCUUCCAACCAUAUAGACUGAACUAUUUCUUCCAACCAUAUAGACUGAACUAUUUCUUCCAACCAUAUAGACUGAACUAUUUCUUCCAACCAUAUAGACUGAACUAGUUCCUCCAACCAAAGAGACUGAACUAGUUAUUCCAACCAUAGAGACUGAACUAGUUAUUCCAGUUAAAGAGACUGAACUAAUUAUUGCAACCAUAGAGACUGAACUAGUUUUUCCAGCUAUAGUGACUGAAUUACUUUUUUCCAACCAUAGCACUUUAACUACUUAUUCCAACCAUAUGGACUGAAAUCAUUUGUCCAGCCAUACAGACUGAUCUAGUUAUUCCAGCCAUACAUACUGAUCUAGUUAUUCCAACAAUAGAGCCUGAUUUAGUUAUUCCAAACUUAUACUGAACCAAUUCUUCCAACCAUAUAGACUGAACUAGUUCCUCCAACCAUAGAAACUGAACAAGUUAUUCCAGUUAAAGAGACUGAACUAGUUCCUCCAGCUAUAGAGACUGAACUAGUUCCUCCAGCUAUAGAGACUGAACUAGUUCCUCCAGCUAUAGAGACUGAACUAGUUCCUCCAGCUAUAGAGACUGAACUAGUUCCUCCAGCUAUAGAGACUGAACUAGUUCCUCCAGCUAUAGAGACUGAACUAGUUCCUCCAGCUAUAGAGACUGAACUAGUUACUCCAGCUAUAGAGACUGAACUAGUUCCUCCAGCUAUAGAGACUGAACUAGUUCCUCCAGCUAUAGAGACUGAACUAGUUCCUCCAGCUAUAGAGACUGAACUAGUUCUUCCAGCUAUAGAGACUGAACUAGUUCCUCCAACCAUAGAAACUGAACUAGUUAUUCCAGUUAAAGAGACUGAACUAGUUAUUGCAACCAGAGACUGAGCUAGAUAUUCCAACCAUAGAGACUGAACUAGUUCCUCCAAUCAUAGAGAAUUAACUAGUUAUUCCAACCAAAGAGACUGAAAGUUAUUCCAACCAUAGGAUCUGAACUAGUUAAUCCAGCCAAAGAGACCUAAAUAGUUAUUCCAACCAUACAAAAUUGACACACAUACUGAACUAUUUUGUCGAACCAUAGAGACUGAACUAGUUCAUUGAACAAAGGAGACUGAACUAGUUCCUCCAAUCAUACAGAGUGAACUAGUUAUUCCAGCUAUAGAACUGAUAUAGUUAUUCCAACAAUAGAGACUGAACUAUUAAUUCCAUUCAAUAGAGACUGAACUAGUUACUCCAGCUAUAGAGACUGAACUAGUUCCUCCAGCUAUAGAGACUGAACUAGUUUUCCAGCUAUAGAGACUGAACUAGUUCUUCCAACAAUAGAGACUGAAAUAGUUAUUCCAACCAACGAGAAAGAAUGCACUAGUUAUUCCAACCAACGAGAAAGAAUGCACUAGUUAUUCCAACCAACGAGAAAGACUGAACUAGUUAUUCCAGCUAUAGAGACUGAACUAAUUAUACCAAUCACAUAGUCUGAACUAGUUCCUCCAGCUAUAGAGACUGAACUAGUUCCUCCAGCUAUAGAGACUGAACUAGUUCCUCCAGCUAUAGAGACUGAACUAGUUUUCCAGCUAUAGAGACUGAACUAGUUCCUCCAGCUAUAGAGACUGAACUAGUUCCUCCAGCUAUAGAGACUGAAAUAGUUCCUCCAGCUAUAGAGACUGAACUAGUUUUCCAGCUAUAGAGACUGAACUAGUUAUUCCAGCUAUAGAGACUGAACUAGUUCCUCCAGCUAUAGAGACUGAACUAGUUCCUCCAGUUAUAGAGACUGAACUAGUUCCUCCAGCUAUAGAGACUGAACUAGUUCCUCCAGCUAUAGAGACUGAACUAGUUCCUCCAGCUAUAGAGACUGAACUAGUUCCUCCAGCUAUAAAGACUGAACUAGUUCCUCCAGCUAUAGAGACUGAACUAGUUGUUCUAGCUAUAGAGACUGAACUAGUUACUCCAGCUAUAGAGACUGAACUAGUUGUUCCAGCUAUAGAGACUGAACUAGUUAUUCCAGCUAUAGAGACUGAACUAGUUGUUCCAGCUAUAGAUACUGAACUAGUUCCUCCAGCUAUAGAGACUGAACUAGUUCCUCCAGCUAUAGAGACUAAACUACUUAUUCCAACCAUAGAGACUGAACUACUUAUUCCAACCAUAGAC